GAACGGAGUGUCGACGUUUGCAGUUCAGCAUCGUUUACGAGAUUUGACAAUAUGAGCAAGCUGCUACUGUUGAUGCUGGUUGCCUUGAGCGUGAUCUACGCGAAAAACUGCACCAACAAAUCGCCUUUUUCGUACCAUGAGCUCAAACACUCGAACCAUUCGAAGCGAGUCAACGCGACGCUGGAGGCGGUAUUCAAUCGAAAAGGAUUCAAUUUUACGUUAAUGGAAGGCUACUCGUGCCGCAACGCUACGGGUAACGUUUACUGGUAUCACGUGUUGCUGGAUAAAGACUCCACCCGAUCGGAGGUGUCAUAUCUUGAAACGCUCAACGGGUCCAAACGAGGCAGGGUUGAUUAUCUGGUUUAUGAAGCUAACAAAGCUCACUACGUGUACCGUUGGAAGAUUGCUACAAUAAAGUGAAGCGUGUGAAGAUUGAGCAUCGAGUCGAAAUUCGUUUGUUCAGAUUCAUUCUAAAACAGCUGUUAAGGAGAAACAAAAAAAAAAAUCAAAAAAGAUUAUCCCUACACGUUUGUUACACAAGCCGUAUGAAUACUA
Molecule: messenger RNA, 555 nt
Organism: Wyeomyia smithii (pitcher-plant mosquito)
Lineage: Eukaryota; Metazoa; Arthropoda; Insecta; Diptera; Culicidae
Exons: 2
Coding region: 52-420 (122 amino acids)
Source: RefSeq, a predicted model, not a curated record